Molecule: messenger RNA, 1804 nt
Organism: Salvelinus sp. IW2-2015
Lineage: Eukaryota; Metazoa; Chordata; Actinopteri; Salmoniformes; Salmonidae
Source: RefSeq, a predicted model, not a curated record
ACCACACACCGAUUUAAUUAAAGUCAAGAUGGCGACCGAGGGCGAAUACGAGUCGAUCCUGUGUGUGAAACCUGACGUCAACGUUUACCGAAUCCCGCCGCGGGCAUCGAACCGGGGAGUCAGGGCUGCGGAUUGGAAGCUGGACGCCCCUGAUUGGACAGGCCGCAUGAGAGUGACGGCUCGGGGAAAAGUGGCUUUCAUCAAACUGGAGGACAAGAUCUCUGGGGAGCUGUUUGCACAGGCACCAGUGGARGAGUACCCUGGCAUCGCCAUAGAAACCGUCAGUGACUCCAGUCGUUACUUUGUGCUUCGGAUCCAGGAUGAGAGUGGUCGCAGUGCAUUCAUAGGCAUCGGGUUCGGGGACAGAGGAGACUCGUUUGACUUCAACGUGGCGCUGCAGGACCACUUUAAGUGGGUGAAACAGGAGCUUGAGAUCAGUAAGCAGUCUCAGACUCCAGACAACACUCCUAAACUGGACCUGGGUUUCAAAGAAGGACAGACCAUCACUCUCAAUAUCGGGCAAGGCAGAAAGAGAGACAAGUCCCGCCCCCAGAGCGCUGGUGGCUUUGGGCUCCUCCCUCCUCCCCCUGGCGGUGGAGGCACCAAGAUAGCCCCUCCCCCUAUGUCAAGCUCCUCCAAUGACAACGAAGGUUUAUUCUCAGGGGGAGACUUAUUCUCUGCGGGAAGUGACUCGUUUUCAGAGGGAAGUGACACAUUUUCAGGAGGAAACAACACAUUCUCAGCAGGAAGUGACAUGUUCUCAGGGGGAAGUAACACAGGCUGUUUGUUAGACCUGGACAGCAGUAACUCCAACUCUGUGGUGCAGCCGAACCCCAACCCUACAAGUGGCUCGGACAUGUGGGGAGACUUCUCUGCCCCAGAAAAGUCAAUGUCUCCUCUCGCCAACGAUGAUGGUUCCACCAACUGGCAGCAGUUCUGAGGUCGUCGCACAAUCUCUUUCACUUGACCUUCACCUGACCUUUAACCCCUGACCAGGGGAGGACUCCAGCAGAACACUGUAUAUUAUCACCUCAACCUCAGUGUACUCUUUCUCUCUCUCUCCCCCCUCUCUUUAUUUCUCUCUCUCCUCACCCCUCUCCUGGCUUCCUCUCCUUACCAUCCUCUCCUUCUACAUCUUUCCCUCUCAGCCCCAAAGUUACACUCUCUUCCCCCGUCCCCCUCUCCUUGCCCUUCUCUCCCUCUGUCUCUCUAUCUAUUGCAACAGAGUAUGUAUUUAUUACGGAGGGAAAAGACUGAGGGUAAAUCUCUCUAAAUGAAAGAUGUUACAGAAAGGAAUGAUGGGGGCUCACACUACUAUAGUCUUGAUAAAUAAAUACAUUCAUUAAGUUAUGUACAUAAUAUAUUAUUGUAAAUGUAUAUAGUGUCAGUAGUUUGUAAUUCCCAUUGUUGUUGUGGUAGUGUUGUAGCUAAUUUUCCUUUAGAAUCUCCAGUACAACUGGAAUUAUCGCCUGAAAUAACUGAUUUACAGGCUUGCCUGGAUGCAUUAGUAUAUGACCAAGUUAUCUUAUAUCUGAUCUAAGGUCAGUUUUGCAUUUUCCUCUUAAUUGCUAAGGUUAGGCCACGGUGAGUCUGGAGCUGUGCUUUGGAGCAGCUUCUGCUUUGAGUGGACACUGAUCUACUGUAAGUUUACAACAGCAGUCAUGCUGUUUGGCGCCCUUUAGUGGGCUAUUGCGGUCCUACAACCACAGUCUGACAGUGGUGAGAUGCACAGCAGCAGCUGCUGUGGACAUUAUCACUGCUGGGGAUGAGCACAUGUCUGGGUCACUAGCUGCAUUGUUUUUAA